Venturia canescens is the source of this 1470-nucleotide messenger RNA. RefSeq lists its product as uncharacterized. The transcript is spliced from 2 exons. The record is from RefSeq and is a predicted model, not a curated record. Lineage: Eukaryota; Metazoa; Arthropoda; Insecta; Hymenoptera; Ichneumonidae. Gene Ontology annotation, molecular function: DNA binding. The coding region runs from base 98 to 679 and encodes 193 amino acids.
CAAAAUACGCGCUUUACUGCUACUGUCAUUUCUUUCCUUAUUAAAUUUUCGCUUCAGUUCGUUGUAAGCACUUUUCACGCGUAUCAUUAUUAUAAAAAUGGCAAAUGAUUACAGUGACUCUGACUCAGAUAAUACAGAUGAGAUUCCUAUAGAAAUUCUAAAAAAAGCUAAAAAAAUUUCGAUGGACUCUUUACCUGCAAAAUCAAAACGAGAGUAUAUUAAAGAAUACAACAGCUUCAAAGCUUGGCGUAAAACUAAACGCACGUCGUCGUUUGAUGAAGCAGUUUUUAUAGUGUAUUUCAACGAGUUAUCAGUAAAACUCAGUUCAGCAACGUUGUGGUCAAAAUAUUCGAAAUUGCGGUCCACAGUAAAUAAAUUCGGUGGAAUUGAUAUCGGAAAUUAUAAAAAGCUGAUUAGGAUUUUAAAAACGUUACACGCAAACUAUGUACCAAAGAAGUCAAACAUUUUUACGGCGGAAGAUGUCUCAAAAUUUUUCAAGGAAGCUCCAGACAAUCAGUAUUUGGACGUAAAGGUCGUACUUGCAGUUGGAAUUAUGGGAGCUUGUCGAACUUGUGAAUUGGUGUCAUUGAAAUACAGUGCCGUUGAAGAUCAUAAUACUAUGGUUUUAAUGAAGAUUCCUGGUAUGGAAACAGCAGUAGAACGCUGUUUUACAAUUUAAAUUUUACAAUUUACGGUCGACUACACGAAUACUGCAAAAAGUACAUAAAUCUCCGACCGGCCAACUCUAAUGUAGAUCGAUUUAUUCUGAAUUUUCAAAUGGGCAAAUACACCAAACAGCCAAUAGGCAAGCAUAAGAUAUCGAAAAUGCCAAAACUCAUCGCAGACUUUUUACAAUUGCCGGAUAUCGAAAAGUAUACAGGGCACGCAUUCCGUAGAAUGUCUGCAACACUUCUCGUAGAUGGUGGAGGCGACAUCCUAGAUCUCAAACGUCAUGGUGGAUGGAAGUCUGACAAAGUUGCAAAGGGGCAUGUUGCAGAUUCAGAACGGAAUAAAAAGAAAAUAGCUGACUCAAUCACAAGUAAUCUUGACUUCGAAUCCUCAACUUCCAAGGCUACGAUUACUUCUGUUGCGACUGCAAAACGAGCCUCUGUUGAUAUCAUGCUUCCUCGCAAAAAAAAAACGCAUCUCUAUCUCUAUUGAAGAAAGCGACUCGUCUUCAUUGAAUAUUACAAACAGUUAAAACAGUUCUGUAAAUUCUCAAACAAUAGAGGGACAUGUAUUUUCAAAUGAUUUAAUUGUGCCACAACAUUUUUUUGACGAUGAUAUGUCUUCCUUUAAAGAUGAAAACUCUGUCCACGCGAUAAACGUGAUAUCAAACCAUGAAUCAAAUUCCAACAAAAAUUCUUUUUUUCAAUUUAGUAAUUGCAAUGUAACAAUCAAUAUAGUUUGAACCAAAAAAGACAUUUAAAAUUAUACCUGUCUUUUCAAAUAACGCUUUCAUGUUCAACU